Plenodomus lingam JN3 is the source of this 1401-nucleotide messenger RNA. RefSeq lists its product as uncharacterized. Lineage: Eukaryota; Fungi; Ascomycota; Dothideomycetes; Pleosporales; Leptosphaeriaceae. The record is from RefSeq and is a predicted model, not a curated record.
AUGGAAGAAGCACCACGCUCCGCCUCACGCUCACGGCGCUCUUACCCUAAUCUUCAAAAUCUCUCCCUUGCACCCCUCACCGCCAAAUACCCCCUCGAUGCCUCCGCACCGCCCUCACCCGAAGACCGGACCCGCACACCGCGCACUUCCUACAUUGCCCAAAAGUCGGCUCCAACCACCCCAGGCAUCCUCAGUCUGAGCCAAUCCCGCAGCAACUCGCGGAAUCGUGCCAAAAAGGCUUACGCCUACGAUGGCUACUUCAUCGACACGUCGGUCCGCGAGAUCGGCGACGUACCCAAAGCAAAAAGCACAAGCACCCUCCUACACCAUCCCCACGGUGUCAGCUUCGCAGACCAAACCCCUAUUGUACUCGGCCCCGAAACCAAGAAAUUGAACCAAGGCAGACACCACACGCGGAAACGCACAGCACCGCUCCCAGCACCACGUACACCACUUUCCCGGCCCCACCAACACAACCACCACCAUAAACGCCACACAGAAGAAUCCAAAGAAGAAUGGCUUCACCGCGCCGGUCUGGCCAUCGCCAGCGAAUCGCGCGAUAGCAAAGGCCAAGGCUGGCUCAUCAGCCGAGAAAGCUCAACGAGCCUCGUCGGCCAAGCAGACAACUACGACCUCGAACCCCAACGCAUGGCCCUCCUCUCCGGCCACCACAUCACCGACCCAGACUACCCGAACCCCUCCUUCUUCUCCCCCCAUAUCUCCCACGCAGGCAGCCGAAUCCCCUCUCGCGUGCACUCCCGCGCCCCCAGCGCCCGUCAGAGCCGCAGGACCAGCAGAGUAGGAUCCCGCGUCGAUCUCCUCGCACCAGGCCACUCGCACCCUUGCCUCGACCCCGCCGAAUCCACCCCCCUCGACCUCGUCACCGACGACCCUUAUCCCGAACCAGACUUCUUGGGCGCCCCAGAGGAAGACGACGACGACAACCAAUCCACCUCGACAACUUCCGACCCCGACGAAGUCCACCUCGCCCGACUCGCGCGCGAACCCGCCUUUGGAAUCGCCGGCUGGCUCGACCGCUUCAUUGGCUGGUCUCUGUUUUCCGUGACUGAGGAUGGCGAGGCGAGUUCCGAUGACGAUGACGACAAUGCGGAUGAAGAUCGGCUCCACUAUCAACACCAGCAACAGCCCCCUCAAUUGGCAAAUCUCACCAGAGACGAGUUGAAGUUGCGGCGCGAGGUCGAGGCGAAGAGGCGCAAGUUGGAGAGGGAGGGUGUGGUGGCUGCGGCGGCUGUAGGGGGGACGGGUGCGGGGGAUAGGGAUGCGGGGGAUGCGGGAGGUGGGGAUGAUGAUGCUCGGCGGUCUGAGGAGGUGGAGGAGGUGGGAGGAUGGCACGAUGCAGCGUGGUUGUUGAGUGUAGCUUCGAAAGCACUGUUAUCGUGA